UUUAACUUGAAAAAGUCUCAUUGGAGCAUCUAGCAUUCUCCAGGAGUUAUUCGAAAGCUAAAACUUUGAGUGGAUUGUGGGCCUGGGAAGAAGAAGGAUUCCGAGGGUGGAAUUGGGAAGAGCGUGCGUGCGUGUGUGUGUGUGUGCGCGCGCGCGAGUGGGUCGGGGCGGGGGCGUUGGGGGGCCACUGGGAAUUCGGUGAAGAGGGCACCCCAUACCAUGGCAGUGCCCAGCGACGCUGCACGAGUCAGGGACAAGCCCGUCCACAGUGGGGUGAGUCAAGCCCCCACGGCGGGCCGGGACUGCCACCAUCGUGCGGACCCCGCAUCGCCGCGGGACUCGGGCUGCCGUGGCUGCUGGGGAGACCUGGUGCUGCAGCCGCUCCGGCGCUCUCGGAAACUUUCCUCCGCGCUGUGCGCGGGCUCCCUGUCCUUUCUGCUGGCGCUGCUGGUGAGGCUGGUCCGCGGGGAGGUCGGAUGUGACCUGGAGCAGUGUAAGGAGGCGGCGGCGGCGGAGGAGGAGGAGGAAGCAGCCCCGGGAGCAGAAGGGGGCGUCUUCCCGGGGCCUCGGGGAGGUGCUCCCGGGGGCGGCGCGCGGCUCAGCCCCUGGCUGCAGCCCUCGGCGCUGCUCUUCAGUCUCCUGUGUGCCUUCUUCUGGAUGGGCUUGUACCUCCUGCGCGCCGGGGUGCGCCUGCCUCUGGCUGUCGCGCUGCUGGCCGCCUGCUGCGGGGGGGAAGCGCUCGUCCAGAUUGGGCUGGGCGUCGGGGAGGAUCACUUACUCUCACUCCCCGCCGCGGGGGUGGUGCUCAGCUGCUUGGCCGCCGCGACAUGGCUGGUGCUGAGGCUGAGGCUGGGCGUCCUCAUGAUCGCCUUGACUAGCGCGGUCAGGACCGUGUCCCUCAUUUCCUUAGAGAGGUUCAAGGUCGCCUGGAGACCUUACCUGGCGUACUUGGCCGGCGUGCUGGGGAUCCUCUUGGCCAGGUACGUGGAACAAAUCUUGCCGCAGUCCGCGGAGGCGGCUCCAAGGGAGCACUUGGGGUCCCAGCUGAUUGCUGGGACCAAGGAAGAUAUCCCGGUGUUUAAGAGGAGGAGGCGGUCCAGCUCCGUCGUGUCCGCCGAGAUGUCCGGCUGCAGCAGCAAGUCCCAUCGGAGGACCUCCCUGCCCUGUAUACCGAGGGAACAGCUCAUGGGGCAUUCAGAAUGGGACCACAAACGAGGGCCAAGAGGAUCACAGUCUUCAGGAACCAGUAUUACUGUGGACAUUGCCGUCAUGGGCGAGGCCCACGGCCUCAUUACCGACCUCCUGGCAGACCCUUCUCUUCCACCAAACGUGUGCACAUCCUUGAGAGCCGUGAGCAACUUGCUCAGCACACAGCUCACCUUCCAGGCCAUUCACAAGCCCAGAGUGAAUCCCGUCACUUCGCUCAGUGAAAACUAUACCUGUUCUGACUCUGAAGAGAGCUCUGAAAAAGACAAGCUUGCUAUUCCAAAGCGCCUGAGAAGGAGUUUGCCCCCUGGCUUGUUGAGACGAGUUUCUUCCACUUGGACCACCACCACCUCGGCCACAGGUCUACCCACCUUGGAGCCUGCACCAGUACGGAGAGACCGCAGCACCAGCAUCAAACUGCAGGAAGCACCUUCAUCCAGUCCUGAUUCUUGGAAUAAUCCAGUGAUGAUGACCCUCACCAAAAGCAGAUCCUUUACUUCAUCCUAUGCUAUUUCUGCAGCUAACCAUGUAAAGGCUAAAAAGCAAAGUCGACCAGGUGCCCUCGCUAAAAUUUCACCUCUUUCAUCGCCCUGCUCCUCACCUCUCCAAGGGACUCCUGCCAGCAGCCUGGUCAGCAAAAUUUCUGCAGUGCAGUUUCCAGAAUCUGCUGACACAACUGCCAAACAAAGCCUAGGUUCUCACAGGGCCUUAACUUACACUCAGAGUGCCCCAGACCUAUCCCCUCAAAUCCUGACUCCACCUGUUAUAUGUAGCAGCUGUGGCAGACCAUAUUCCCAAGGGAAUCCUGCUGAUGAGUCCCUGGAGAGAAGUGGGGUAGCCACUCGGACACCAAGUAGAACAGAUGACACUGCUCAAGUUACCUCUGAUUAUGAAACCAAUAACAACAGUGACAGCAGUGACAUUGUACAGAAUGAAGAUGAAGCAGAGUGCCUGAGAGAGCCUCUGAGGAAAGCAUCGGCUUGCAGCACCUAUGCUCCUGAGACCAUUAUGUUUCUGGACAAACCAAUUCUUGCUCCCGAACCUCUUGUCAUGGAUAACCUGGACUCCAUUAUGGAGCAGCUAAAUACUUGGAAUUUUCCAAUUUUUGAUUUAGUGGAAAAUAUAGGAAGAAAAUGUGGCCGUAUUCUUAGUCAGGUAUCUUACAGACUUUUUGAAGACAUGGGCCUCUUUGAAGCUUUUAAAAUUCCAAUUAGGGAAUUUAUGAAUUAUUUUCAUGCUUUGGAGAUUGGAUAUAGGGAUAUUCCUUAUCAUAACAGAAUCCAUGCCACUGAUGUUUUACAUGCUGUUUGGUAUCUUACUACACAGCCUAUUCCAGGCCUCUCAACUGUGAUUAAUGAUCAUGGUUCAACCAGUGAUUCAGAUUCUGACAGUGGAUUUACACAUGGACAUAUGGGAUACGUAUUCUCAAAAACGUAUAAUGUGACAGAUGAUAAAUACGGAUGUCUGUCUGGGAAUAUCCCUGCCUUAGAGUUGAUGGCGCUGUAUGUGGCUGCAGCCAUGCACGAUUAUGAUCACCCAGGAAGGACUAAUGCUUUCCUGGUUGCAACUAGUGCUCCUCAGGCGGUGCUAUAUAACGAUCGUUCAGUUUUGGAGAAUCAUCACGCAGCUGCUGCAUGGAAUCUUUUCAUGUCCCGGCCAGAGUAUAACUUCUUAGUUAACCUUGACCAUGUGGAAUUUAAGCAUUUCCGUUUCCUUGUCAUUGAAGCAAUUUUGGCCACUGACCUGAAGAAACACUUUGACUUCGUAGCCAAAUUUAAUGGCAAGGUAAAUGAUGAUGUUGGAAUAGAUUGGACCAAUGAAAAUGAUCGUCUACUGGUUUGUCAAAUGUGUAUAAAGUUGGCUGAUAUCAAUGGUCCAGCUAAAUGUAAAGAACUCCAUCUUCAGUGGACAGAUGGUAUUGUCAAUGAAUUUUAUGAACAGGGUGAUGAAGAGGCCAGCCUUGGAUUACCCAUAAGCCCCUUCAUGGAUCGUUCUGCUCCUCAGCUGGCCAACCUUCAGGAAUCCUUCAUCUCUCACAUUGUGGGGCCUCUGUGCAACUCCUAUGAUUCAGCAGGACUAAUGCCAGGAAAAUGGGUGGAAGACAGCGAUGAGUCAGGAGAUACUGAUGACCCAGAAGAAGAGGAGGAAGAAGCAGUAGCACCAAAUGAAGAGGAAACCUGUGAAAAUAAUGAAUCUCCAAAAAAGAAGACUUUCAAAAGGAGAAAAAUCUACUGCCAAAUAACUCAGCACCUCUUACAGAACCACAAGAUGUGGAAGAAAGUCAUUGAAGAGGAGCAACGGCUGGUGGGCAUAGAAAAUCAAUCCCUGGACCAGACACCUCAGUCGCACUCUUCAGAACAGAUCCAGGCUAUCAAGGAAGAAGAAGAAGAGAAAGGGAAACCAAGAGGGGAGGAGAUACCAAUCCAAAAGCCAGACCAGUGACAAUGGAUAGAAUGGGCUGUGUUUCCAAACAGAUUGACUUGUCAAAGACUCUCUUCAAGCCAGCACAACAUUUAGACACAACACUGUAGAAAUUUGAGAAGAUGGGCAAAUGGCUAUUGCAUUUUGGGAUUCUUCGCAUUUUGUGUGUAUAUUUUUACAGUGAGGUACAUUGUUAAAAACUUUUUGCUCAAAGAAGCUUUCACAUUGCAACACCAGCUUCUAAGGAUUUUCUAAGGAGAGAAUAUAUAUGUGUGUGUGUAUAUAAGCUCCCACAUAGAUACAUGUAAAACAUAUUCACACCCAUGCACGCACACACAUACACACUGAAGGCCAGGAUUGCUGGCUCCACAAUUUAGUAACAUUUAUCAUGAUAUAUAGUGGUCACUGUGAUAUAAUAAAUCAUAAAGGAAACCAAAUCACAAAGGAGAUGGUGUGGCUUAGCAAGGAAACAGUGCAGGAAAUGUAGGUUACCAACUAAGCAGCUUUUGCUCUUAGUACUGAGGGAUGAAAGUUCCAGAGCAUUAUUUGAAUUCUGAUACAUCCUGCCAACACUGUGUGUGUGUGUGUGUGUGUGUGUGUGUGAAAGAGAGACAGAAGGGAACGGUUUGAGAGGGUGCUUGUGUGCAUGUGUGUUCAUGUGUAAAGAGAUUUUUGUGGUUUCAGUAACUCAUAGAAUAGCUGUAGCAAAUGACUGAGUACAUGUGAACAAACAGAAGGAAGUUCACUUUGGAGUGUCUUUGGGAGGCAGCCAUUCCAAAUGCCCUCCUCCAUUUAGCUUCAAUAAAGGGCCUUUUGCAGAUGGAGGGCACUCAAGGGCUGGGUGAGAGGGCCACAUGUUUGGUAUUACAUUACUGCUAUGCACCACUUGAAGGAGCUCUAUCACCAGCCUCAAACCCGGAAGACUGAGGCAUUUUCCAGUCUACUUGCCUAAUGAGUGUAUAGGAGCUAUCUAUGAGUAUGGAUGUCACUCAACUAAGAUCAAAUCACAAUUUAAGGGGAUGGCAUUCUUUAUAUAUAAACACCUAGGAAAGAGCUGGAGUCAGGUCUUUUAAUCAUGUUAGAAUUCUAAAUGAUGCCAGAGAAGGCUUGGGAACUUGUACUUCAGCGUGAUUGCCUGUGUCUUCUUAAUUUGCUGCAAAAUAUGUGGUAGAGAAAGAAAAGAAAAGGAAACAGAAAAAUCACUCUGGGUUAUAUAGCAAGAGAUGAAGGAGAAUAUUUCAACCCAGGGUUUUUGUGUUGACACAGGAAAAGCCUGAUUCUUGGCAACUGUUGUAGUUUGUCUUUCAGGGGUGAAGGUCCCACUGACAACCCCUAUUGUGGUGUUCCACACGCUGUUUGUUGGGGUAGCUUCCAUUGGCAAUCUGGCCCAUUGUCAGUCAUGCUUCUUCUGGCAGGGGAGAUUAUAGAGAGAUUGUUUGAGGAUUGGGUUAUUAUUGAAAGUCUUUUUUUUGUUUGUUUUGUUUUGGUUUGUUUGUUUAUCUACACUUGUUUAUGCUGUGAGCCAAACCUCUAUUUAAAAAGUUGAUACUCACUUUCAAUAUUUUAUUUCAUAUUAUUAUAUAUGUCAUGAUAGUUAUCUUGAUGUAAAUAUGAAGAUUUUUUUUGUUUCUGUAGAUAGUAAACUCUUUUUUAAAAAAAAGGAAAAGGGAAACAUUUUUAUAAAGUUAUAUUUUAAUCACCAUUUUUAUACAUGGUAGUUCUCUCCAAGCCCAGUAAGAGAAUGAUGAUUCAUUUGCAUGGAGGUCGAUGGACAGCCAAUCAUCUACCUAUUCUAAUUUAAAUGAUAAUCUGAUAUAGUUUUAUUGCCAGUUAAAUGAGGAUGCUGCAAAGAAUGUUUUUUCACUAGUAACUUUUGCUAACAAUGAAUUCUGGGUGCAUAUCUCCCAGAUGAAAAACUGUUAACCAAUACCAUAUUUUAUAGUUGGUGUCCAUUUCUUUCCCACACUGUUUGUUAUGAUUCUUCCUUCAGUACUAUAUACAGACCUGCUCAUUAUCUAAACAAUCUUAGCUUCUAAGUAAACCUUGAUUGUGAUUUCCAGUUUUUAUUUUCUCUGAUGUAGUAGAAAGCAAUGUUUACAUUAAAAAUACUUUUGUUUCUCAUAAAUGGAUAUUGUACUCCCCCCUUUCAAAGCAUUAUUUUACAAUAAUUCAUGGCAUUUUAAAAAAUAAGGCAAAGAUAAUACAACAAAAAAUAUACAUGGUUUCAAGGCAAAUUCUCCAAUAAGUAGGAAAAUGUAAAAAGGAUCAAGUGGAUGCAGCCUCUACCUAAAUAAAUUAAAAUAUAUUUCAGAAUAUUUCUGAAUUAACACCAGGUCUUCAUUAUUUAGAACUUACUAAAUUGUUUUCAUUUUCUUAGUUUUACCUGUGUAUCUCUAUGUUUGCAAAAAUUACUAUGAGUCCAAUUUUGCCAGUGAAUUUAAUUAUUUUUCUUUCCUUGCGAGUAAGAGAAGGGGAAAAAAGCAUUUAUCUUCUCAUACCCCUUGCAUCUAAGUACUUAACAAAGCCAAUAUUUUCCCAUUUUCCAAAUGCUGUCCGUCUCUAAUAUAAAUAUUAAUUGAACAUAGAGCUAUGUUUGGAGUGAGUGGACUGGCAGGACAUUUGGAAGUGCAUCACAGUCUAUUGACAGUUUCAUGAAAGCUGUAUAGUCCAACUAGUGGGGCAGCUUGGCUCCUAUGGUGGAAGUCUCAGCAAACUGCCUGGUUUUGUCUGUUUGUUUUGUUUUAAGGUACAGGAAAUAAGAGGAAUAAUAGUGGCCAAAGCAAUUAGAACAUCUUCAUUCCAGGACUGUGUUCAGCAAUCCGGGCAGAUUGAUACAUUUUUCUUUAAAAAUAAAUUGCUAUUACAGCUAGAAGUCAAUUGGGAUAAAUAAAGGGAUGAAGAGCCACUAAGUUUGUGACUCUCAUACACACCCAGUACAUCUCAAAGGAUGCUAAGGGACAUUUUCUGCCAGUAGAGUUCUCCCCCUUUUUGGUGACAGCAAUAUUAUUAUGUUCACAUCCAACUCCAGAGCUUACUUCCUGUGGUGCCAAUGUAUUUGUCGCAAUUUACUACAUUUUUAUAUGAGCCUAUUUAUAGGUGCCAUUAGAUAAACUCAGGUCUUUCAAAUGAAAGAGUUUCUAGCCCACUUAGGGAAAAAGAUAAUUGUUUAGAAAACCAUAAAAUCAAUGGUAGGAAAAGUUGGAACUGGUUACCUGGAUGCCAUGGUUCUCUGUUAAGUAAAAGACCAGGUAUAUUCUGAGUGUCAUCAGUGUUAUUUUCAGCAUGCUAAUAAAUGUCUUUCCAGUUAUAUAUCUAAAUUAACCUUUAAAAUAUUGGUUUCCUUGAUAAAAGCACCACUUUUGCUUUUGUUAGCUGUAAUAUUUUUUGUCAUUUAGAUAAGACCUGGUUUGGCUCUUAAUAAAAGAUGAAGACAGUAGCUCUGUACAGGGAUAUAUCUAUAUUAGUCUUCAUCUGAUGAAUGAAGAAAUUUUCUCAUAUUAUGUUCAAGAAAGUAUUUACUUCCUAAAAAUAGAAUACCCAAUUCUGUCUAUUUUGGUUGAAUACCAGAACAAAUCUUACCGUUACAAUCCCAGUAAAAUGAAAGAAAAGGAAUAUCUUACAGACUGUUCAUAUUAGAUAUAUGUAGACUGUUAAUUUGCAGUUUCCCCAUAUUUCCUGCCUCUCUUACCCAGAGAACUUUCUUUGAAGGUAAAAGCUGUGCAAAAGGCAUGAGACUCAGGCCUACUCUUUGUUUAAAUGACGGAAAAAUAUAAAUUAUUUUCUAAGUAAUAAAAGUAUAAAAAUUAUCAUUAUAAAUAAA
Molecule: messenger RNA, 7447 nt
Organism: Pongo pygmaeus (Bornean orangutan)
Lineage: Eukaryota; Metazoa; Chordata; Mammalia; Primates; Hominidae
Gene: PDE3A
Product: phosphodiesterase 3A
Exons: 16
Coding region: 220-3648 (1142 amino acids)
Biological process (GO): signal transduction
Molecular function (GO): 3',5'-cyclic-nucleotide phosphodiesterase activity
Source: RefSeq, a predicted model, not a curated record